Molecule: messenger RNA, 2791 nt
Organism: Haliotis rufescens (red abalone)
Lineage: Eukaryota; Metazoa; Mollusca; Gastropoda; Lepetellida; Haliotidae
Product: CD82 antigen-like
Exons: 10
Coding region: 230-979 (249 amino acids)
Cellular component (GO): membrane
Source: RefSeq, a predicted model, not a curated record
GGUUCAUACACGCCCUGCAAUAUACCACGACAACAUAUGCGGUUAAAUGGCGGUAUAAAUUUAUUGCGUUCUACCUUGCGUCGCUAGUCGUGCGGUGUAUUGUUAUUUGCAUCGAGAACACGGAGUGUACUGGCAGCACAAACAGGAGCAGAUGUUAUCACCGACUGUAAACGAGAGCGAAUAUGCCAUUAUGGUAGAAGUUUAAAAUUGUUUACUUCAGCCGGUAAAGAUGGGGUUCAACUGUUGUGAAAAGACAUUCAGUUGCCUCUUCAUCUUCUUCAAUGUCAUCUUUUCGGUUUUGGGUUUGGGCACCUUAGCAUUGGGAAUAUAUCUCAAGGCUGACCCAUCAGCUUCAGAACUACUAAAUGUAGUGGAGAUAGAAGAUGGUGCACACUAUCUCGAAAAUAGUGGCUGGAUCAUUAUUGGCUUUGGUUCUCUCGUGCUGCUUGUCUGCUGUUGUGGCUGUGUCGGAGCUUCCACUAAGAGCAAGUGCUUGUUGGGACUGUACAUCGCCUUUGCUGUGGUCAUCGUCAUUGGAGAAUUAGCGGCCUUGGCUAUCACAGUCAUGUUAGUUGUGCGGAUUGAUGACGUCAACAGCUUCCAAGCCAACCUUACACUAAAUGUACAGAACGAGUACAAGAAGAAUACGACCAACGAGUUCAGAAAUUCGUGGGACUAUCUUCAAAAAACGUUCAAAUGCUGUGGUGUCUCCGACCACAAAGAUUACGACACUGUGUACACCGGCACUGAGAAGGGAAAAUUACCAGCGAGCUGUUGUACCACCGAGUCGGCUAACGCAAUAAACUCCACCGGGAACUGCCAAUUUCUGUUCAAGCAGGGAUGCUUCCAACUGCUGAAGGAAAAGGUGCAUGAAUAUAGCACCGCGCUCUUCAUAUUUGAAGCCGUCGUCAUUGCGGUGACAAUAAUCGGUAUCAUCAUUGCAGCAUGUCUGUGCAGACGCACUGGUGAAAAAGUAUAAUCUGUGUUUCAACUUUCCCUACGAAGAUCUGAUGUUGUACAGAAAAAUAUGAAAAGCUUCUCAAGACACAUGCAUUUGAAUGUGUAAAUAUUAAACACUAGGCAAAGUGCAGGCUGUUAAUUAGAGGUAACGCCAGUGUUCGAACUUUCAAUGACGGUUGUUUCUUUUCGUGAUACCAGGAAGUGUAGUGUCCAUGUUUCAAAUCAGUUACGGUCAAUGAUUAUCGAAGACUUUAUAUGAGGCGAUAUUCAGAGCACUGUACUUAAACAUUACAUUAAUAAAACCUGCCGAAAAGUGGUAAUGUUUAAUGUUUUGUUUAAGUGCUACUCAUAUGUGUAUUCAUACAACAUGCAUCAGUUUAUUUACCUGGAAGCGUUGUGAGCAUCCAUUUGUGAAAGGGCGCAAUACACAUGCACUUAUUAUUAUAUCAUUCUUAUCAUGCCUCUAGUGUGAUUAAUGAAGGACGCUCUAAUGAAAGAAUAGAAGGGCAUAUGUUUGCUUUUAUGACACCAAAGCAACUUAUGAACCAUUUUACUGAAUUUGUGUUUGUGUUAACAAAGUAUUCUCUUUUGGACAUUUAUAGUUCUGUUCAUAUGGUUAACACUUACAUGUGCAGUCAAAAACCGUUUUGUCGAACCUUGAUGUGUCGAACGCUUGGUCUCUGCAUAUUCCUUCUUUAUUCAUCAUUUUCGGUUGUGUGGAAUCCUGGAUAACGAGAAGUGUUUACGAAGGUCCCGUCAACUUCGACACAACGAUGUUUGAUUAUCUAAAUAAUACACAUAUCUCAAAGCAUUUUUGCAGCCUUCUAAGGACUAACCCCAUGGGAAACACUUAAAUAUAAAACGUUUUAUCAACCGAAUAUCAAUGCAAUUAUUGUCUGUGACGAGUUAUAUGAAAAGGUUUAUUUUCAAAUAUAGUUUCCAAAUAUAAACGUCACCACAGUGCAAAAGCAUAAUGUGUGAGUCAGAACGUAAGACGUCAGAAGUUACAACAUAAUGCGUUGUAUGCUCAUAGCCACCGGUGUCUUAGGUACACGUUUAUUCACUUUGAUAUGUAUGUUACAAUUUUUUUUUACUCAAAUAAAUAGAUCAUGUUAUUUUAGUUUGUCCGUGUCUUACUGACUAUAACAUUUUAGCUGAACUGAGAUUAUAAACAUUGCAUUCGGACAUAAACUAUCAUUAAAAUCGAGUAUUCAAUAUUAUACACAUUUGUCUGUGUUAGUUCUGUUUAUUACUAAAGCAUGAAUUUCACACACAAGAAUGUUUUUUUCGUUUUUAAGGUGGAGGUUUCGUCCUCAAACAUUGGUGUAGCCAUUAUCAUGAAUAGUGUAUCUUGUUCAUUAUAGAGUCACAUAAAACUCAAGGGUAUGGAGACAUAUUUUUGAUAACCAUUACUCAAAUUAAUUGUUUUGGCACAAUUGUACUGUUUUGGCAAUCAAUAGUUGUAUGUACAAUUACAAAUAUUUAUAUCCAAUUGUACUAAUAAAAGCGAUAAAACAAUUUCCAUAAUCAUAAGAUAUCUUACAAGACAUUAUUACUUGUUAGCUUUGAAGGUUGAAGAUUGAUUUUGUCGGAAUCAUUUUGUUAUCUGAACUAUAUAUAAGCCAUUUAUUUUUUCUGCAAAACAUUGUCAGACAUUUCAAGUUAGUUUUGUAGGUUCCGACUGUUUUGGUUUUGUUUUACUUCAUCAUGUCGGUUGUCACCUUUGUCGGAUUCAUCUUUAUGUCUGAACUUCUUUCGUCGUCGUUAAACUGUGCAUUUAACUUUGUAAAUGAUCUUUCAAUAUUUACGAAUAAACAUUUUCUGAAGAGAA